Molecule: messenger RNA, 927 nt
Organism: Striga hermonthica
Lineage: Eukaryota; Viridiplantae; Streptophyta; Magnoliopsida; Lamiales; Orobanchaceae
Source: the annotation of a GenBank genome assembly
ACAAAGGACUUUGGUCUUCUCACUUUCCCACCCCUAGGGAUGUUCCGAAAACAUUGUGGUCGUCCAGCCCGGAGGCGUGGAUGUUGUCGACCACAUGCCCACCCCUGGGAGUGUUCCGAAAACAAGCGACCUUCGCCCAUCCCUUGGUCGGGGUGUUCCCAAAACGAAGGACUUUGCUCUUCUCACUUGCCCACCCCCAGGGAUGUUUCGAAAACAUUGUGGUCGUCCAACCCGGAGGCGUGGACGUUGUCGACCACAUGCCCACCCCUAGGAGUGUUCCGAAAACAAGCGACCUUCGCCCACCCCUUGGUCGGGUCUUAUCUUCAGCCCGCUCAAUAUAAUCCUGUUGGUCACAUCCACUUACCCAUUGGACUACGGGUGGGCGACAGAGGCAAAGUGCUGCUCAAUUCCCAUCUCCUCGCACCACGCCCUAACCCGCUUGCAAGUGAAUUGCGUUCCAUUAUCCGAUAUCAAAACUUUGGGAACCCCGAACCGACAGCAAUUGUUGUUGUACAGAAAUUUGAUUACUUUCUCCUCAGUGAUCCUGGCCAGUGGUUCAGCUUCCACCCACUUCGUAAAGUAGUCGACCGCCACGACCAAGAAUUUUCGUUGCCCUGUUGCCUGCGGCAUUGGCCCCACCAGGUCGAUUCCCCACUACGCGAACAAAAUUGGUGCACUCAUGGUGGUCAUUGUCUCAGCGGGUUGGUGGAUAAGCGGGCCGUGUUUCUGACAUUGCAAGCAUCUUUUGGUCAUCUCCUUGGCAUCCGCCUUCAUUGUCGGCCAGAAAUACCCUGCUCUCAAAAUCUUUGCCACAAUGGCUCCAGUCUUGCUGUGGUCGCUGCAGCAUCUCUCGUGCAUCUCUCUGAGGACAUACUGGCCUUCUUCCUUAGUCACACAUCGCAAAUGCGGCCUUGCGUACAAUCUCUU